AUGGUGCUGCUAUCCUUACCCUCUGAAGUCCUUUGGCAGAUUGUGUCCUUUCUGGACAUAACAGAUCUUUCUGUCCUAAGAUUUGUCUCAACCAAGCUGCGAACAUAUGCUGAUCAUCCUUCGCAUUGGAAAGAUCUUCAACUUCGUCCACCUCCCUCCAGCACCGCCGGAAUUUCGCUUUGGAAUUUAAACGAUCUCAAAGAUUUAAUCGGCCCUCAUGCAUCCCACACACGGUCGAUCAAGAUUUGGGGAGUCCGGGAUACGGUUGUUAGAUUUCUUAUUACCAGAUGCACUCACCUCCAGGAAUUGACUAUCUGUGGAUGGGCCACGCUAUCAGAUCACGCCUUCCGGUUUCCUGCCACUAACAGUACUGGUGGUACUAGUGGUACUAGUGGUACCAGUGGUGGUCAUCUUGCUGGGCUUCGGCGCCUAGAAUUUGUUGGUGCAACCCAGCAAUCCAAUUACACGGCUUUAGGGGCUAACACGCUUGGCCGGAUUCUGACUAAUUGUCCAGAUUUAUCAGAGCUUUUGUUAGGCUGUCAGGUCCACAUACAUGCCCAGACCUUAAUAGAAGAGCUUAAAAAGUCCAGUCGCCCCCCACUAUCCUUACGCUCUCUGACACUUGCCACCCACCGAACCUGGUCAGCACCUCACAUCACCCAUCUGUUUGACCUCUGUCCAUCACUUGAGCAAAUCGGACUACUACCUGCGGCUGCCUCUGGCUGUGAUGUCGGAAAAGAUUCGUCGAGUGUCCAGCGUUGGUUAGCCGACACGCAUUCUUUGAAACUUGAACAUUCUCCAGAGUCACCUAUUGCUCUCGAUCUUCCACUCGACCAAGACAUGGUCAUUUACCGUCCAACAUGCAAUACAACCCAACGAACCCAUUUCUGUACAUCUCAUUAAUCUCUUAUUCUUCUUCCUUAUAUAGCAUUUAACUACAAAACCUUUUUCUUUCUUUCAUGCUCUUUAACUGACAAAAUAUUGUAGCCAGCAGGGUCUGGUUUAUAUAAUCCUGUGUAAUUUUUUUAUGUAUAUAUGUAUAUAUGCAUGUAUAUAUAUAUACACACACUUACAUACACACUUACAUACACACUUACAUACACACUUACAUAUACAUAUACAUAUACAUAUAUACAUUCAUAAAGACCCAUCCCUUAUUUAUCUACCAUUGACCAUUGAUUUUACCUAAUAAUAAAAAUAAUCAAUAAUUUAAUC
Molecule: messenger RNA, 1215 nt
Organism: Phycomyces blakesleeanus NRRL 1555(-)
Lineage: Eukaryota; Fungi; Mucoromycota; Mucoromycetes; Mucorales; Phycomycetaceae
Exons: 1
Coding region: 1-903 (300 amino acids)
Molecular function (GO): protein binding
Source: RefSeq, a predicted model, not a curated record